UAACAAAAGGGAAGACACUAUUUAUCCUAUUCAGAAAUCGAUUACUGUCGAGGAUUUUAAAGGGAAAUGCAGAAGACAAGAAGUGAUCAUUUCAAGAUUAAGACUUGGACAUACUGGCCUAAAAUCAACCCUGUUUUUAAUGGGAUAUUACAUUUCAGAUCAGUGUGAUGCCUAGAAUGUUCCAGAAAAUGUGCAGCAUAUCAUAAUGAGGUGUAAUAUAUAAAAUUGGAGUUGGAACAAGAGUGGAGUUUGAAGGGGAUUUUGGGAACAGAUGAGAAAAUGUGGGAAUGUAGUAAGGCUCUCCUUCACUUUUAAAGACACAGGGUUAGAGCACAGGAUAUAAUUAAUUUUUGAAACCCUUGAAGCCUUGAAGCUGCGCACCCCGGUACACUAGGUGGCGGUAUGCACCUGAAUAAGUUGGUUGCGACCUGCCAUUAAAACAACAGCGAGAGAGAGAGCGAGAGAGAGAGAGAGAGAGUUAUAACAGCGAUAACCCACUUCUUGGAAAACUUAAAUACGGUUGUUUUUGUUUAGUAUUGCUGCACUGAGGCACGCUACAACAACACUUACGCUUAGACUCUGCCAUUGUUAUCACCGGAAGUAAAUUAACCGCGGGAUAGCGAGCGCCGGAAACAAGAAACCCGGAAGUGUGAAAACGUGAAAAAGGCGAAUCGACGCUGAUAAAUACUUUUCUUGAUGGCUUAUUUGGGGGGGAGGACACGUCCGGUAAUACGAUUGGCUUAACGUUUGUCACGUGAUGCGUUUUGAUUUGUUAGGGAUCUUUUUGCUAGUCCUACAAUCAUCAGCAAAACAAUUAUAAUUUAAACUUUACUGUAAUAAAUAUCAAGUCACAAUGAAAGAUCGUUUCAGUAUAUUCAUAGUUGGAUUCAUCGUGUAUUUAAGUGUGCUUCUUAUCUCUGCCCACACUGAAAAGUUUCCUGUAGCUCUCACCAUUAAAGAGGACCUGAAUGGUUUUAAUAAGGCAGAGAAUGCUCAUGAGCCUGAUCCUAAAGAUCUGGAUGUGUUUGAACCGAGCUCCAAGUGGCAGACUCUCAAACCAGGUCAAGCAGUUCCAGCAGGCUCUCAUGUCAGGUUGAAUCUUCAGACAGGGCAAAGAGAGGCCAAGCUUGGAGAUGAACAAUCCCUGCCAGGUAGAAAGAGCACGCGAGGAAUUCUUAACAUGCAGACCCCUCUAUACACAUCUCAGGAGCUAAAACAGGCUCUGAAGGAGUUUAAAAGAGUGGAUGACACUGCAAAAAAGGACUCUGAGCAGGGCAAAGAGUCUUCACAAGCUCGGUUUCGCUCAAUGGAUGAACUCAGAAGAGACUUGUCUAUGUCGAACGUACUGGUGGAAACGGACGUCCAGAUUAUGAGUAAACUGUUAUCCAAAUUCAACAGCACGAACUCUACCGUGGACCAAAGGGUCGCUGCUCUACUUGACUUGGAGUACCUUGUUCAUCAGGUGGAUAAUGCGCAUAAUCUGGUGUUAAUGGGUGGAAUGGAGCUUGUAAAUGAUGCCUUGAACAAUACAGAUUUUAGACUUCAGCAAAGUGCUGCGUUUGUACUAGGAUCAGCUGUGUCUAGUAACCCAUCUGUCCAAGUUGUGGCUUUAGAGUGUGGCACCUUACAGAAGCUAUUGACUAUGCUUGCAACCCCACGACCAAUGGCGGUUAAGAAAAAGGUAUUAUUUGCAUUGGCGUGUCUGUUACAUCACUUCCCUCCUGCUCAAAGUCAGUUUGUGAAGCUUGGCGGAUUGCAGGUGCUGGUCGAGCUAUUCCAGGUACAAGAAGCCGAGAGUCUACAAGUAAGGAUCAUCACGUUGCUCUACGACAUGAUUACAGACAAGGAGAUGAUCUCUCAAACUGAUAAAGAUCCUCACUCUACCCAUCAGGAACAUAUGCAACAAUAUGGUGACAUCUCACUGUUCCCCAUGCUUGUGGAGCAGGGCUGGUGCAGCAUGGUGCCAGAACUUCUGGCCUCUCCCAAGCAUGAUUGGAGGGAGAAGGCUUUGCAGACUCUCCUGGCCAUGAUGCCCCACUGUCGGACGCUGUAUCUGCAGAACCCUACUCUGAGCACAUCUCUUAGUGUUCUGCAGAAGCAAUACCAGGAGCUAGCCCUUGGAGAAAGGAACCUAGGAGAGGACGAUGGUUACUUUGGGGAGAUUUUGGCCCUGGUGGAAUCUUUAAUGGUUAAAAUUCAUUAAAGGGACUGUGUGUGUGUGUGUGUGUGUGUGUGUGUGUAUGUGUGUAUGUGUGUAUGUACACUGUGGGGGGAAAUAAGUAUUGGACACGUCUAGAUCCUCUCCAGUGUCAGCAUUGCAAGUGGCGGUAGGGGAAAUGCCUGAUUCACUGUCUGCUUUAACUAGCUUAUUAAAUGGACAGUCAACAUCAAGACAAGAUUUAAUAUAUGACAUCCUUAUGAGUCCAGAAUAUGGGGAUAAUCCUGACCUUCCCAUGGGAACCAGCACAUGUGGCAGUUCAAGGCAAUUAAACAAUGGAUAAUCUGUCCAAAGAGGCAAUGACACUUGGAUGUAGACAUUCAAAUUAAACUAAGCAAAGCAGAGGUAAAAGGUCAAAUCGAAGAACUCGUGAAAAUAAAUGGCAAGAAAUGUGGGACAGCAAAGCGAAGCUUCUGAGGACAAAGGUGUACUUACUUUUUCCACAGAAGAUCUAUUGUUAUUUCUGUUGAAUAAAUGAUUGAAAACGAAAAAA
Messenger RNA from Ictalurus furcatus (blue catfish), 2711 nucleotides. It is a transcript of the gene sil1, whose product is annotated as SIL1 nucleotide exchange factor. The transcript has 9 exons. The coding region runs from base 854 to 2203 and encodes 449 amino acids. The record is from RefSeq and is a predicted model, not a curated record. Lineage: Eukaryota; Metazoa; Chordata; Actinopteri; Siluriformes; Ictaluridae.